Puccinia graminis f. sp. tritici CRL 75-36-700-3 is the source of this 637-nucleotide messenger RNA. RefSeq lists its product as uncharacterized. The transcript has 3 exons. NCBI's taxonomy places the organism in Eukaryota, Fungi, Basidiomycota, Pucciniomycetes, Pucciniales, Pucciniaceae. Gene Ontology annotation, biological process: regulation of transcription elongation by RNA polymerase II; positive regulation of DNA-templated transcription, elongation; mRNA processing. The record is from RefSeq and is a predicted model, not a curated record. Gene Ontology annotation, cellular component: DSIF complex; nucleus. Gene Ontology annotation, molecular function: RNA polymerase II complex binding; zinc ion binding. The coding region runs from base 156 to 488 and encodes 110 amino acids.
ACUGCCAAGUUCGACCAAGCUCAGGAAACUCUUCAAACAUCAACCUCCAAGCCUUCAAAAUCGAGCAGUCGGAUACAAGAAAAACAUCUAUCAGCCAACGAAGACAAGAUUAGCAUACGCUCCAGUGAUCCCCCACGAACUAGAAGCCCCCGGAAAUGGCACCGAGCUCGAAACUACGCGCAUGUAUGGUCUGUUCAUUCGUCCAAUCUGCCGCCCAGUUUAGGAAGAUUGGCUGUCCGAAUUGCGAGGAAUUCUUAGAAAUGAAAGGUAGUGUCGAGAGAGUAGUCGAAUGUACCUCUGGAACUUUCGAUGGCACGGUCGCUAUGAUGAACCCCAAAGAAUCUUGGGUAGCAAAAUGGCAACGGAUCAGUAGCCAUUGUCCAGGACUCUACGCGAUCCGGAUUACCGGGAGUUUGCCUGAACACGUACUGGUCGAUCUGGAGCACAAGGGUCUUGGCACAAUUGCUCGCCAACGCGAUGAUGACUAAUUCCUCUUCCAUGUAUCACAAACUCAACCACGAUGUAUUAUAUAUAUUCCUUGAAAGAAUUAUUGGCUUGUUGAAUUGCCAAUGAUUUUCUUUCUUUUUCAGGUGGAAAAUUCCUUGAUCUCAUGAAAUUCAGACUUGGUUGCUCUGUU